Molecule: messenger RNA, 5192 nt
Organism: Plectropomus leopardus (leopard coralgrouper)
Lineage: Eukaryota; Metazoa; Chordata; Actinopteri; Perciformes; Serranidae
Gene: syn1
Product: synapsin I
Biological process (GO): neurotransmitter secretion
Cellular component (GO): synaptic vesicle membrane; synaptic vesicle
Molecular function (GO): ATP binding
Source: RefSeq, a predicted model, not a curated record
UUCCCUCAGGAUGACUGGGAGUGACGCAGGGCAGACGGAAAAAACUAGGGCUUGAGGGUAAGGACAGGGAGAACGGCGGUGAUGCAGGAAGGACUGUAGCUUUCAUUUCACAGGUUCAAGCCCGAUGCACGACCCGCCCGCCCGCACAGAGGACAUGAGAGUCACUUAUAUGUAGAUAAUUAUUACGCGGCAUCACCUCAUCCUUGGGGCGGAUCAGUUUGGACACACUCCCAGGUAUCAUUGAUCCCCGUCUCUGCACAUGGAAAAGUAGCCUAGUCAUUCCGUUUUCUUACUGAAGACCAAGUUGUAAGUCGCAUCCAGUUGGAGGAUAUUUUGACACCUCUCCUCGUCAUUUUAACAAGUCUCCAUCAUGAACUACCUGCGUCGUCGACUCUCGGACAGCAAUUUCAUGUCCAACCUGCCCAAUGGCUACAUGACUGAUCUCCAACGCCCCGAACCGCCGCAGCAAAGCCCCGCAGUGUCGCCCGGGCCGACGGAGAGGCGCCAGUCCGCCAGCCAGCCGCCGCCGCAGCAGCAGCAGCAGCCUGGAGGUGGAGGCUCCAGCUUCUUCUCAUCCAUAUCCAAUGCUGUCAAACAGACCACAGCUGCUGCGGCUGCGACUUUAUCCGAGGCAGCAGACCGGGCAGGAGUCUCCAGCAGUGCCAAGAUCCUUCUGGUUAUCGAUGACCAGCAGACCGACUGGGUAAAGGUCUUCAGAGGAAGAAAAGUCCAUGGUGAAUUUGACAUCAAGGUGGAACAGGCAGAAUUCUCUGAAAUCAGCCUGGUGGUCAAUUCCAUGGGCACCUACAAUGUGGACAUUGAUGCAAUCAGGAAUGGGCAUAAGGUUACUAAAUCCUUUAAGCCAGACUUUGUGCUGAUUAGACAGCAUGCCUUCAGCAUGGACAAGAAUGGAGACCACAGGAACAUAGUGAUUGGAUUGCAGUAUGCUGGACUGCCAAGUGUUAACUCUUUGCACUCUGUCUACAAUUUCUGUGACAAGCCAUGGGUGUUCGCUCAGAUGUCUAGACUCUUCAAGCAACUGGGCCCAGAGGAGUUCCCACUGAUAGAGCAGGUUUACUAUCCAAACCACAAGGAAAUGAUAACUUCCCCUCGGUUCCCUGUAGUGGUAAAGAUGGGCCAUGCUCACUCAGGAAUGGGAAAGGUGAAAGUGGACAAUCAAUAUGAUUUUCAAGAUAUUGCCAGUGUUGUAGCACUGACCAAGACUUACGCCACAUCUGAGCCCUUCAUUGAUGCAAAGUAUGAUGUUCGCAUCCAGAAGAUUGGCAACAAUUACAAAGCUUACAUGAGAACAUCAAUUUCCGGCAACUGGAAAACCAACACUGGCUCAUCAAUGCUUGAGCAGGUGGCCAUGUCAGACAAGUACAGAAUGUGGGUGGACUCUUGCUCUGACAUUUUUGGAGGGUUGGAUAUCUGCGCUGUGGAGGCUCUACACGGUAAAGACGGCAAGGACUACAUUAUAGAGGUUGAUGACUGCUCAAUGCCACUGAUUGGGGACCAGCAGGACGAUGAUCGUGUUCAGAUUGCAGAGCUGGUGAUUUCAAGGAUGAACCAGGUUGUUCCACGCACGUCAAGCUCUUCCGCAGGGCAGCCAGCACAGAAAGCAGUAUCUCCUCAGCCUGUCUCACAGCCCAAAGUACCACAGGCUCAACAGCGCCCCUCACCUCAGGGUGGUCCUCAGCAAAGUCCUCCAUCUCAGCAGCGCCCACAGCCUCAAGGCCAGCCUCCUGCACAGGCCCAGCAAUCUGCAGCAACCCCUGCUACCGGUGACCCCAGUGCCCAGGCUAAGGCAAGCCAAGGACCUGCAGCCCAGUCACGGCCACCAGGUCAGGGAGCUCCUCAAGGCCAGAGACCUUCUUCUGGUCAGGGCUCUCCUCAGCGAAGCCAGGGAGGUUCACCUCAAGCUCAGAGGCAACAGUCUGUCACCCAGCAGAAAACUGCAGGAGGCCCUGGCCAGAAACCUCCGGCAGGCCAAACGCAGCAGAGGCCCGCUCAGCCCCCUAGGCAGCAGUCACAGGGAGGCACACAGCAACAGAGGGCUCCUGGCCAGCAAGGGCGUCCCGGAGGAGCCACCACCCAGCAGCCCCGACCUGCUGCCCAAGGCCAAGGAGGCCCAGGAGGACGACCCCCCCUGCAGCAAAAGCCUCAGCCCCCACAAAAGCCCAGUCAGGACAACCCGGCUAUGGGCGGCUCUCCACAACUAAACAAGUCCCAGUCUCUUACAAAUACCUUCAACAUUCCAGAAACCCCAGCGCCACGAGCCAGCCUUAGCCAGGAUGAGGUGAAGGCUGAAACCAUACGCAAUCUACGCAAAUCUUUUGCCAGUCUCUUCUCAGACUGAGAUGGCAUAAGCCCCCCCUUUCCCCUCCCCCCCCCUCCUCCUACUGACAGAAAGUUGGGCAGGCACACUGAAGGACAAAUCCCCCCAACCAACAAGGACCAACAGGAUGCCGUCUCCAGUUUAUGUACAAUGACCCUGAUAUGAAAAUGUACACACUUGACACCCACUGCCUAAAUAUUUAAAACCUUUUAAAAUGAACAAAAAGUAGAAUUCACAGUAAAUUUAGGCACUGAUAACUGAAACAUUCCUUGCCUCGCCUCAAGCUUAAGUAAGUCAUCUACUCACGGUGUCACACAAAUAAAACUCACGAAAGAGCCUGUAUAUGCAUGAGCACACGUACACAACAAAAUACUGCUCCCACUUGUUUGUUGGUGCCCUAAAGUAAUUGUGAUCUUUAUGUUCAAAUUUUGAUUGGUUCGCCGAACAAACAAAUUAAUUUAGGGACUGUACAAAAAUUAUUGAAGAUGGGGAGGAGUGUGUAAUCUAAUAUAUUUUGUUUUAUAAAAAAAAAGUAAGGUCCUCCCCACUGUUUUUCAGUAUCUCUAAAUAAUAUAUUUAUGUCAAACAUAUGAAGAUGAAGCCACUCUAUUUUUGGAUAAAGAGCUUGCUAGAUAAACUUAUUAUAUCCUCUGCAUAUGGGAAAAUGUGCCUCCAUGGCACAAACAACAGCAAUCUUUAUGAUUUACAUUAUUUCAUUUAUUUAUGUGAUUAGUCACACAAACAUAAACUAUAACAUAAAAAAGAGAAAUGGAGGUACGAUAAAAAUAAAUAAAAACACCCUCCCCUGUUCUCCCAUAAAAGUUAGACUACCUUCCAUUUAACAAAAAUAAAAAUGACAAUAUUCUCUCUCUCUUUUUUAGUCCCUAAUCAUUUUUGUACAGUCCCUAACUCAGCACAGCUACACACACAUUGAACGUCCAGUGUUAGCUAAUGCUAGAUCUGUUUGAGCUGUUGACCGCUCAUGGUGAUGUCUUAGCUGCAUGUCAACAGGAGGCAAUGGUCGCAUUUUCCAACCCCUGACAUUGGCGCUUGUAACUGUGUCGUCACAUGUAGUUGAAUUAGUUAGUAAAGUAACCCAGUAGGUGUUGUGAGUAUGUUGUUGCCGCCACUUUUCUUCCCGUUUGUUGUUGCACAAGAGCAAAAAGCUUGAAAGCUCUCCACCUUGAAAGCAUGCCUUACACAGACAAGAACGUCAGAUCAAAUGGAGUUUUCUCAGGGAUGUCCAAUUGAUUGUGACACUUGUAUGUGGCUGAGGGUCUUCCAUUACAGUUUUAUUGUGGCUGUUUACUUAUUAUGAAGGGAAAAGCAUGCAUUUUAAUGAGGUAGAAUGUUUCUAUUAUUUCAGAUGCUUUUGCACACACAGUAUAUUGCAAAACUUAUACUUGAAUACAGCGACACUGACUGAUGUAUGAAGUGUAUAUUUUCAGGUUUAUUCAUCUGCCACUUGACAAAGUAACAACUCCACCCUGGAGUGCUGCUGUGUCUGUGACAGGUGUGGGACAGUAGGAUAAGGUUUAGGGUUUACAACCGUUCAGGUACAGUUAGAUAAAACUAGAUUAUUUACAGAGACUUUUAUUUCAUAAUCCCUUAAUUUCAAAGCAGUUUAUUGAAAUGUAAACAAACUCUGAAUCUAGUGGAUGUACAGUCAGUUAGUGGAUUAUGUCAGGUUGAUUUUAGGGUGUAGCAGUUAGUCAAUACAUUGUGAUUUUGCACUGAAGUCACUCCAAACCUGAGUCUGUAUCAUACAUUGCAGCAGACUUUCUGCUUCCUUAUAUGCCUCCCGGUUUUCCUUGUGUGUAAAAAGAGACUAUACAUAAAGGUAAAGGAAUGUAGACUGUGGGAUGCACCCCUGCAGGAGGUUUCUUACUUCCUGCAACCCCUUCCUCACACUAACAACCCUUUCUUUGAUCACAACGGAAAAACUUUUCAGUUUCCAGGCACUAAAAUGUCUUCCAGAAGGAGCGCUUUCCAUUCGAAUGUCGAUGUAGUAUGGCAAUAUCAUGCUUUUAGAGAAGGCCCAAUAGCCAAAAGUAUAAAGCAGUCCUGGUUCCCCUGCAGAUUCUCCAUGCUGCCUGUGUUUUGUGUAGCCACAGUGAUCCCUUGUGCUCAAUGGUGCAUAAACGUGUGAAUGUCGUUCCGUAACUGGUCAAACCAAAUAGAUGUGUUGUACAGAGCUCUGAGUGAUGCAGAUUGUCACAUUUAUCCCUUGCUGCUAUUUGUGCUUGUUGAUAUAAUGUGUGUCUCUGAACUUUUUUAUUUUUUAAAUUUGUGCAGUUUUUUCAUUUGAUUAUUUUGUACAUGCUUCAUUUUUUUCAAUGAGGCAGGACUAUCUGGGGCUUGUAAGUGUAUGCAUGAGUGAUUCAGGGCGUCAUUUUUAAAUUUUACAAUGACUCAGUGUCAGUGCAUUACUGUCAGAUUUAUCGUGGCACAGCCUAACGCCAAGAGAAUCAGUAAGAGCAGCUUUGUGUGAUUGUUACACUGAGUGUGUAAUUUAUGAAAAUGAGCCAUCACAAUUAGCACGGAUGGUUAACUUUGAAAAAUGUCAUUCUGUCGCUCAGAGGCCUGCUGGCCACAUUAAGACAUACCAUUUGCCACAGCACCUCCUGAGACUGACAGGAUGAGCUGUGACAGCGAUGCAAAGAAGCAGUUUUAUGUGUUUAUGUUUUUGAUAUUCACACAUUUCUUUUUGAAAGGUUUACAUUAUUUAUGGUGGUUAUAUCUGACUGUGAAUGUACUUUUUUCUUUGUUACAGCUAGUUUUAUUGUUUUCUAAAUGCAUUGUAUAAUCAUCGUGAAAAGAUUGAAUCCUUACAAAUUUGAGUGAAACUGAUUGU